UUGGGUUGGCGCGUCACCCGCACCCUCGCCCUCUUCUCCCUCCCAAAAUUUCCUAAUUCGCUGCAACCUUGGAGCCAAACCACCCCUAAAAUUUCAAUUCUCCUUAAAUUUUUUCUAUUUUGCGAUUAUUUAAUAAUUACACAUUGAAUUUAGACCCAGGAAUUCAAACUCUGAUACACAUAUACACAUACAUAGUAUACAUAUAUAUGUAUUUAAUUUUUUUUUUUUGGCGCAAGCUGUAUAGAAAGCACUUUAUUCUCUGCGAUUCACGAAAUCUCUUCCAUCUUUUUAUCUUUCGACAGUUUGUUCAAUUUUCGGUGGUUUUUUCGUUCUUGACGGCAAAAUCUUCCAUUCUUGUCGAGGGUCCAAGAGAUUUUGUAGAUUAUUCUUUUAUUUUGUCGUUCGAAUUCUACCCGGCUGUUUCGAAUUCUCGGAUUUUGUUGUUCCUUGUUUCAAAUUAGGUUCACCAGGGAAGUCCGUGAAGAAUUAUAAGUAUUCUGUGGUAUUGAGAAUAAUUGGUCGGAUUUACUGGAGGUGAUUUGAAUAAGUUUUCCUGAUUUUCCAAAUUAAUUAUUUUGGAAAGAGGGAUUAGGGUUUUUUUUUAGCUUUUUGGUUGGCUAUGGUUGAAUUCAUCUGAUACGGGGACAAUGAUCGUGAAUCAGAUGAAGAAAUUUGAAAUGCCGAACCUUAAGCGUUGUAAAGCCGAGAAAAAGGAAGUCAUCUCCGGUGAGAAUGAGGGGGAAUCAUGCUCCACCAUUAAUUCCAAGAGGGCGAAAACGACCAAUGUGCUUUUCACCGUUCCUGUUAACCAAUUUGAAGGGUCCAGCAUUAAUUUCCCGAACAAUUUGCCCACUAGAGCUUCUUUCUACACCGGUGAAGUGAACUCAAUACCCCAGACUAAAAUUCAGACUCAGAUAGGUGUUAAUAAGCCUCCUCUAUUGAAGUCGUCUAGAGGGCGUUCACAGGUACUACCAUCGAAAUUCAAUGACUCCGUUCUGCAUUCAUGGAAGAAAGAAAAAUCUGAGAAUGUUGAUUAUGGAAGUAGUACUUCGGAAACAGAUAAUGUGGGCUGUGGGAUUCAUAGUAAGAAGAAACCAAAGCGUCACAAGUUUUACAACGAUGAAAUAUAUUUAGUCAAGAAACAGAAAGUCGAAGAUCAACCUGGCAACCAAAUGCAUAAUACAAGUUUAUUACCCUACUUGAACACUGAAUAUGGGAAUAGAGACUGUUCUAGCAGUAAAAUGUAUUGGAAUUCCCGGAGUUCAGUGGAGUCAGUUAACGAAGGGUGUUCAAGUGUUUUGCCAGUGGUGGAAAGCGGUGGGUACUCAAGGAGGGAGAAGACGGUCAAGGAGAAGGAGACUGUGAAGAAGGCUGAUUUUUAUCAUCCUGAAGAUUUUGUAUUGGGGGAUAUAGUUUGGGCCAAAUGCGGUAAGAAUUUCCCAGCUUGGCCGGCUAUCGUGAUUGAUCCGCUGAGGGAAGCACCUGAAUCUGUUCUGAGGGCUUGUGUUCCGGGCGCUCUCUGUGUGAUGUUUUACGGUUAUUCAAGGAGUGGACAGAGGGAUUAUGCGUGGAUAAAAGCUGGAAUGGUUUUUCCCUUUCACGAGUACAUGGACAGAUUUCAGGGGCAGACUAAGUUGUAUGGCAGCAAACUUAGUGAUUUCCAUAUGGCUAUAGAGGAGGCUAUUUUAGCUGAAAGUGGCUACUCAAAUCCCUCUGUGGAGACUGUGCAGGAAACUUUAUUCGGGAUACAACCCAGUGAAAUCAAACAGGCAACUGGUUUAAAUCAGGAUUCACAAUAUUAUUCCAUUGAGCAGGAUUCAAACGAUAAGAGAAAAGAAACACGGCCUUGUGAAAGCUGUGGACUGAUUUUUGCAUGCAGAACUAUGAAGAAAAUAAAGGAAAAAGAUGCAAAAGCUUAUUUCUUGUGUGAGCACUGUGUUAAGUUAAGGAAAUCAAAACAAUAUUGUGGUGUAUGCAAGCAAAUAUGGCACCACUCUGAUGGUGGAAGUUGGGUAUGUUGUGAUGGUUGUGAUGUUUGGGUACAUGCUGAGUGUGCCAACAUAUCCAGUGAGCUUUUAAAGGAUCUGGAGAAGGUGAAUUACUUCUGCCCUGAGUGCAAAGCAAAAUCUAGCCCUGACUUCUUAAUUCGGGACAAACGGCAAUUUGAUGUUAGGUCUGCCCAGAAUUCCGGACACAUCUUUCCGACUGACAAGAUCACUGUUGUCUGCAAUGGCGUGGAAGGCAUUUAUUAUUCAAGCCUUCAUCUGGUUCAAUGUAGGUGUGGUUCAUGCGGGGCAAAGAAACAAUCGCUUAGUGAAUGGGAGCGACAUACAGGUUCUAGAGCAAAAAAAUGGAAGUCAAGUGUUAAAGUGAAGGGUUCAAAUUUAACACUUGAAAAAUGGAUUGUAGAGUACAAUGCGCAUGGCUUUGAUCCUCUUCGUUUAGAUAAGAAAAAGCUGUUUGAUUUGUUACAAGAAAACUAUGAACCUGUUUAUACAAAGUGGACUACAGAACGCUGUGCUAUUUGUAGAUGGGUUGAAGAUUGGGACUACAACAAAAUGAUAAUAUGCAACAGAUGUCAAAUAGCUGUCCAUCAAGAAUGCUAUGGGGCGAGAAAUAUACAGGAUUUUGCUUCAUGGGUCUGUCGAGCAUGCGAAAUUCCGGAGGUUGAGAAAGAGUGUUGUCUUUGUCCUGUAAAAGGUGGUGCAUUAAAGCCAACAGACGUUGGAACUUUAUGGGUUCAUGUUACAUGUGCAUGGUUUCGGCCAGAAGUUGCUUUUUCAAAUGCAGAGAUGAUGGAGCCUGCAACAGGUCUCCUUCGAAUUCCGGCAAGUUCUUUUGCUAAGGCAUGCAUUAUUUGUAGUCAGAUUCAUGGGUCUUGCACCCAGUGUUGCAAGUGUGCUACCUAUUUUCAUGCAAUGUGUGCAUUUCGUGCUGGAUACCGCAUGGAAUUACAUUGUGCGGAGAAGUAUGGAACACAGAUUACGAAAUGGGUCUCGUACUGCGCCAUUCAUAGGACGCCUAGUGCCGAGAAUGUACUGGUCAUACAGACUCCCAAUGGGGUUUUCUCGACCGGAAGCUUACUUCAAAACCAGAUUCAAGAACAGUGCUUGAGUGGUUCAAUGGUCAUCUCAUCUAGGACAGCUGAGUGCUUUGAUUCAUUGUCUGCUGAUACUUGUGAAAUCGAUCCCAUGUCUGCUGCAAGGUGUCGCAUUUUCAAACAAUCAAUCAGAAAGAGGGCUGGACAAGAGUCAGUAUUCCACCGACCGAUGGGCCCAAGCCAUCACGCUUUGGACGUUAUAGAUUGUUUAACUUCACACAACCAAUUUGAAGUUGGAAAGGUUUUUUCAACCUUCAGAGAACGACUAAGCCAUUUACAGAGGACAGAAAAAUAUCGAGUUUGCUUUGGUAAAUCAAGAAUACAUGGAUGGGGCCUCUUUGCAAGGCAAAAUAUUCAAGAAGGAGAAAUGAUUUUUGAGUAUCGAGGUGAGCAGGUGCGGCGCAGCGUUGCUGAUCUGAGGGAGGCACGCUAUCUGUCGGAAGGCAAAGAUUGCUAUCUUUUCAAGAUAAGUGAGGAAGUAGUAAUUGAUGCCACAAAUAAGGGGAACAUAGGCCGCUUGAUCAAUCACUCGUGUAUGCCCAACUGUUACGCGAGAAUAAUGAGUACAGGUGAUGAAGAGAGCCGGAUAGUUCUUGUAGCUAAAAUUGACGUUUCUGCUGGCGAGGAGUUAACGUAUGAUUAUUUGUUUGAAUCUGAUAAGCACGACGAGGUUAAAGUUCCGUGCUUAUGUGAAGCUCCAAACUGCAGGAAAUUCUUGAACUAACGUAUACAAUUUUUUGCAAGGUGCAGAUAAUUAACGGUGGGAAUUUUGUUGAUUUUCCUUUUACUUUAGUGCAAUUUUCACUUGCAAAUUAGUGUUAUUUGACCAGCCCUGUAGCUGGUAUAUUUUUUGUAAGCUGUAGCGUUCUUUAGCAUAGGGAUGUCCUGUUUUGGGGCGCUGUAGUAGCAAUAUUACACCAGAUGCUGUUGUCAAAACAAUUUAUAAUUAUAUUCAACUGUUCAAUAUUUCCAUAAAUUAA
This is a messenger RNA of Olea europaea var. sylvestris, 4080 nucleotides long. RefSeq names its product histone-lysine N-methyltransferase ATX3-like. Gene Ontology annotation, molecular function: protein binding. The coding region runs from base 648 to 3824 and encodes 1058 amino acids. Gene Ontology annotation, biological process: regulation of transcription by RNA polymerase II. The record is from RefSeq and is a predicted model, not a curated record. NCBI's taxonomy places the organism in Eukaryota, Viridiplantae, Streptophyta, Magnoliopsida, Lamiales, Oleaceae. The transcript is spliced from 23 exons.